GGUAGGUAGGUAGGUAGGUAAGUAGGGAGGGAGGGAGAGAGAGAGAAAGAGAGAGGGAGAGGUCUGUCGCGAGCGCGUUCAGGAACGCGUGUCGUCCAAGAUGGCUACCGCCGGCAACGCGUCGGCCGGCGGCGAGUCGAACGGAGCCGGUAAUAAUAACGUGCCUCAAUGGAAAAGGGAUCUGAUACAACGACGAAGACAACAAAAUAAGAUUCUAUCGAGCAACGGAGGAGCGAGCGUUAAACUUUCAUCGACGGAGAGUCGCGACGAUAUCGCGAUAGUCUGUCGUCAGGAACAACGAGAUGCAUCAUCGACGUUCAAAACGACGACGGUAACGACAACGUGCGAGGAAGAAAAGUUCGGUGGUAGCGGUAACGAGGCUGGUACUGCUAUCGGCGCCUUUACCGAUGCUCUUGCCGGUAAUAGUGUUAGUGGUACCGGGGGCGGCAUGGGCGGCCUCCCUACUACGAUGGCUCCGCUUGUCGGCAGGGGACUCGCUAGUGGCGCCACCAUUCUCCACGGUGGUAAUAGCUGCGAAAUUGGCUCAGUGGCGCGCAACAUGCGUCUCGAGGCGGAUCUCUCACUUUGCUCCGAUUCGGAGGAUGUAAACGGCAGUGGUGCUAGUGGUGCUUCUAUCAGAUCCACAGACAUGGAACGAAAGAUGGAGCACGUUGGAGAUGAUUACGAGACCGAGGAUAAUGUCCUUGGUACGAGGAGAACGCGCGAGAUCGGCAACAACGUAUUCGAAGAACUUAGUGGUAACACGAUAAGCAACGUAAAGACCGCCGUAGGCGUCAGAACGAACGAAGCCGACGCCGAAAGCGACAGCUCCGAGGAACUACAAUACGGUCCUGGUAUCGUGAAUAAACUCAAAAGCAAAUAUCUUAAUCUCGCUCUUAGGGAAACCAACAAGAGCCGAGCGACCGUUCAACGUUUCCGACGUGCUGCCAGUUUGGAAGAUCUACUCGAUCGAGAGGACGAGCCGGCUAACGAAAAAAAUUCUAGUACCGUUUCUGGUAGGAAGUACGCUAAGAGGAACGUGGCCGGGCAAACGAGCAAAACCGGCGGCGAUAGGUAUCGAAAUGCUAAUCGUGGUAACGAAACGAUGAAGAGAGCUAGAAGCGUCGAAACUCUCAUAAGGUACAAUGCCUGUUCAUCCUCGAUCGAUGAUUCCGGUCUCCCAAAGGCAAAUGCUAACACGAGGAUCGCGUCGAGACAGGAUCCGAUUAACGAUCACAUCGUUCUCGUCGACAGGAGCACCGUUAAGAUAGAGAGUCGACUUAGCGAGAUAGACCGGCCCAAGGCGGCGAACAAGCCGAAAAGAAUCAAGCCAGUUUUGGCAGAAACCGAACGGCCUCCACCCGAUCUAGUCAAAACGACAAUGCGCAUAUUCGAAGGAUCGGCGAAAAAGUUGAAGCCUAAAGGAGAGGUCGCUGCUAAGGUAGCGACCUUUAAGACGAUCAACGAUACUUUCAAAGCGCAGAAUCAAAAAAAGGUACUACCUAAACCGCCGCUACAGCCUAAACCCUUUGUCAAUGGUAAUGCCAGGACUAAUACUACCGGUUCCUCGUCACCGAAGAAGAUCGUCUUACCUCAAAAACCAACGGCCGAGCUUAUAGAAAAGGACGAGGAUUUUCAUUUCGACGGUGUCAUUACCGAUCCUAUAGUACAAUCAGUUUCUUCUGUAGUGAGCAAGUUUCAGCAAAUUGAAAAGUCUCAUUCGCCGUCACCUUCGCCAGAGCCUACCUUUAAUAAGCUCAGGUUUUCUCCAGCACCAAGUCCGGAACCUCAAAAUAGGUCGAAAGUUGGUACUCUCGAGAUAGGUAUUAAAUCUCCACCUUUAACUCCAUUAUUGUCACCCAGGAUCUCUUCUCCAGCUGUUCAGAGUCCGUCUUCGCCUGUCAAGGAUGUCAAUAUUCCUAUACUUCAGAGUUCCAGUCCAAUCCGUAAACCCAGCCCUGCCAAAGAGAUCGCAGAAACGGGUAAGCUCGUUCAAACGCAUAAUCGCCAGAUAGAAAAAGAAACGAUGAUAUUGUCUACAAGACAAAGGUUGCCGAGUCCUAAAAAAAAUGAAACCAUCGAGUCAUCCAUUCCGAAGGAUCUUUCUAUUGAUGAGUUGAGACUAGAACCAGAAGUAGCAGAGGAGGUAGAAGAUCAAGAUGAGGAGGAAGAUGAAGAAGAAGAAGAAGAAGAAGAAGAUAAUGAUGAAGAUGAUGAUGAUGAUGACGAUGAUGAUGAUGAUAAAGAAGAGAAGAACAAAGAUGUGGAGGAUGGACCGAAAACAAUUUCUUCCUCGGCUUUAGACAAUAUUGGUAAAGCUGGUACGACAAUGCGUUUUAGGUUCAACGAUGAGUCCAAUGCCAGAGAAAAGAAUUAUUUGCCAGGUGUGAAACAAAAUGGACGUAAGCUCGAGGAAAGGGCUACGAAUAUAUCAAAGGCUAGUACCUGUGAUAUAAAGAGUAAUGAAUCCUUUGUUGGAAUUCUUCGAGAUCAGGAAAUAGCUUCGAAACUUUUUCGUGAGAGAUUGGCUCUAGAUAAAGAUAAUAAGAAGAAGAACGGGGACAAUGUUGAGAUCGAAGAGAAGAAGGCUGACAACAAAUCUCCAAAGUCUGCUAGCUUAAUCAGUUCUACCACAACGUCCUAUUCUCAGGGUAACGAGUCUAAAACGAUAAGAUGUCAGAAAAGUGAAUCGUCUCCGCCUCAAAAACAAAUUGGUAUUAUAAGACCACUUGUGUCCACCAAAACCCAAAUUCCUCAACAGAAUCUAAGCAAUCGAGAGUUAGAGAAGAAUCUUAUAAAUCGAGUUAAAAGUAUAGAACAACCUACAAAGGUUGUGGUUAGUUUGAAGAGUGCCGAUGAGAUACAGCCAACUAAGAAGUCGACUUCCACUGGUGGUCCUGGUACUGGUGCUGGUCCUGGUGCUGGUGCUGGUGCUGGUGCUGGUGCUGGUGCUGGUGGUGGUGGUGGUGGUGGUGGUCUUUGGGAUGCCAAACCUUGGAAUCAACAGAACAACACGAUGGUAUUCAAUUUUAGCAACAGGAAGGACGUUCCUGAUUACAUAGAGAACGAUGGCCUUAUUAUCAAAAGGAAACGCGAAAAGCCAAAGGGAACACUCACUAUAUCCGUACGAAUAUCUGGACAGUACUGUCCAAAUCUUUUAAUUAUAAGACUCAUUUACAUGGAAGUUUUGAUGUCACAAUGUUUCGUCGAUCGUUAUAUGAAUUAAUAAUUAUAAUAAGACCACAGGAUAUUUUCACUUUCUUCUUCGAUCCUAGAUCAUGAACGAUUCGCUUUAAUUCGUCGUGACUAAUGUAUGAAGAAUUUGAAACGAAUCGAAUCAAGAUUCAAGGCACAACUUGUCAUGUCGUACAUUCUCCAUUUCCAAUGUGAUCGGACUACGUUUUAAAUACUUGUAAACGUUCUUUUCGGAAAGAGCAAAUACCUCUCUCUC
This is a messenger RNA of Vespa velutina, 3451 nucleotides long. RefSeq names its product eisosome protein SEG2 (gene bif). The transcript has 2 exons. Gene Ontology annotation, biological process: chemotaxis; neuronal signal transduction. Gene Ontology annotation, molecular function: microtubule binding. The coding region runs from base 101 to 3226 and encodes 1041 amino acids. Gene Ontology annotation, cellular component: rough endoplasmic reticulum membrane; nuclear membrane. NCBI's taxonomy places the organism in Eukaryota, Metazoa, Arthropoda, Insecta, Hymenoptera, Vespidae. The record is from RefSeq and is a predicted model, not a curated record.